AAAGAAGAAGAAGCUAUUUCGGUCAGCUGACACUAGAAGUAAUGUGACUCGUUGAACUGGGAAGCUGUUGACGAGAAAGAAAUGGUUAAAUCUUUCCCGUCUUAUUAUUCAGAUAUCUUUAUCAAGGCAAUUUAAACCGGUCAAACACUAUUCUGUAACUGUGAGGAGAUGUUGGAUGGACAGAACUCCAUAGAGGUGCUGGUUAUUCCUGAGAACCAGCACUGUGGUCAGCUUGCAGACAUCCAGAAAGCCGAGCUGUGUCCUGCGGGCUCCCUCCUCUGCUGUCUUGGGGUCUCGGGCCAGCUGUUGGUGUGGGACCCUGGGGAUAGAGAGGCCCCUCCGGCUGCAUCGGACGGCUGCUUUGUAGAUUUCUGCUGGGAGGAGGCGACUACAAGCAUUUUGGGAGUCAGCAGCUUUAAUUUGUUGGCUGUUGGAUCACAGGGUGACCUAACGCUAUUCGAGGCUGAAGCAGAACAAUCCACCCCAGUUUCUUUACUGACUGUGCAAAAGUGUAAUGUAGAUAAUCUGCUGGAAAUUGUCAAAGAGAGCGACAAAAGUGUGUGUGAGCUGGUGUCUGUACAGGUCUUGUCCUUUAUGGCCAACCAGUGCUGUGUACUGGUAAACAGUGACUGGAUUCUGCAGUUGCAGUGGGAACAGGCGUCACAAGAACCAAAGAAGGUCUCCUGCUGCAGAAUCCAGCUAACGACCAGUGACAGACAUACUGCUGUUCACCACUGUGUCUUUGCAGAGACCUUAUUUGUCCUCAGCUCCAGUGGACUCAUUUAUGUGUAUGCCAUUACUGAUGGCUCUCUGCUGGCCAGCAUUGACAUUCCUUCCUACCUGAGCUCUGGUUGGCCGGAUGGCGGCCUGACUUCCUCUUCACUCUCUUCCUCCUCCUUCUGUCUUUUCCAUGUGUCAGCAGAUCUCUGCACAGCUGUAGCUGUAACUCAGUCUCAUGCAGCAGUCACCGUUAACCUUAACCACUACUUCAGAGAACACCCAGAACACCUCCACUGUGUUGGCCCCCAGUCUCCUUCCUCACUUCAGCCCAAGGAUCCAGGAGACCAGGACGCCCUGUCCAGCUCCAGCUCCAGUUUUGCUGCUGUUGGUUCUCCAUUCAGUGAUAACCGUGCCUGGGACACUUGUCUAGCAUCCAUGUAUGCCAGAGCGCAGCAGGCUGCUUAUCCCUCAUCCCCCUCUAAGUCAGCAGGGAUUCCAUGGUUUCACUCGCUCCCCCGCUUGCCGUCCCACCCAGCUGCCAUGUCCUCCCACAGCAGAGUGCCUCCCAGUGGGGCGAUCGUCACCUUCUCUGUCCCUGACUCAUCUACUCCUUCUCUUCUUGCCGUUUCUGAGUUCUCUGCACUUUUGACCUUUGUUGCUCCUGGCAACACACACACAACAGUGGCAUUAUGGGAAAUGGAGUCUGGGAGAAUGAGCUACCAUCAGGCAGAAGGAACGGCUGUGCCGGUGCAGCACAGUGGAGAGAGGCAGCACAGACUGCUGUUGAAGAAGUCAGGUGUGUUCCAGAUCGUGUUUUCCAUGUCCCAGCAGGAUUUAUUAAGCAAGCUGAUGUUGUUUGGCAGUGCAGCAACAGUGGACGCAGUCUGUCACCUUAACAGCUGGGGCCAUUGCUCCAUUCCCUUCCAUGCACUGCAAGCUGGACUGAAAAACCGACAGCUUGACACAGUAGAUUUAUACCUGAAAAGUAAAGAAAAUGUCCUGAACCCAUCAGCAACAGCUGGUUUUUCUGAGCAGUUGGCAAACUCCAAACCGAGUCUCAAGGACAGUGUCCAGGAGUUGUUGCCUGCGUUGGAUUUGUUGUGUUCAGCUGUCAGAGAGCUAAGGAGUGAAGCUCAGAGCCGACAGUUCUCUGAGCAGCUGCUCAACCUCACCAUGAGCUUCAUUAACACACAGCUCCGCUCUGUGCUCCUCUGGUCGCACCAUGAGCAGUCAGAUGUGCAGAGCAAUGUUGAAGUCCUGGGUAAGUAUGUCACAGAGUUGAGGGGUUAUAUGAAGAGAUUCCCCUGGGCUUCAGGUGACUCCACAUCUGAUGCUAGUGCUCCUCUCCAGGGAGCAAAGAGUGAUGAAUGGGAGCAACUUUCAACUGAGGAAGUUAUCCAUCAGUCCAUCCUGACCAAUCAGAUCCCCAGAGCUCAGGCCGUGAUGUGGAGACAGAACCGGCCUGAAAAGCAGCUGGCAGCUCUGAGGAUGGUGGGCCUGCGCCAAGUUUUGCUCUGCCUGCAAUGCAAGGACCUAAAGUCUGCCAAAAAAUUCCUGACCAACAUGGGUCUCAGUGUGAAGAAAGAGCUUCACAACAUCUGCCUUUAUACCAACAACAAAGGUCUCCGGGAAUUGUUGGUAGAGGAUCUGUCAAAGCACAGUUCUCUGACUGAAGAAGAGCUGGAGGGUGUCUCAUUCAUCUGUGAGAUAGAGAAGCUUGGCCUGCUGCCUGCUGUCUCCUGCCCAGCUAAUCCCCUUUCACAACGGUUACCUCAGAUGAUUCAUAAGGAGCUAGAUGGUGAAGAGGUGGUGAAGGAGUUGGUGGGACAGAAUUCAAAGGAGGAAGGAGAACUCUGGAGGAACCUCCGACUGGACUGGGUGAAGACCUGGGAUCAGAGCUGCCAGACGGCUGUUCGCUUAUCCAGGCUGCAGCACAUAGAGCUGAGCUGCUGUGACCCUGCAUUGUUGUGGCAUUACCUGACUGCUUUUCACCACCAUCAGAAGGUGGUUGACUGGAUUCACAAUCAAAGGACCUUCGGCUCCCCCUGUUGGCCUGACAUAACUCCUGAGAUGGUCAACAAUAACACAGUGUGCAGCAUCUUCUUCAAGGAGAACAUCUUGGACCUUCUAGCUAGGAAAGGUGUGUUUAUCCCAGAUGAGAUGUCAGACUUGGAGCAGCUGCUAUGGCGACUAGCUCAGGGUGCUGGGUUGAUGACAUCAUCCCCCCCCGUAUCUCAGUAUUGCUCCCCUCUCGGCCUUAACUUACACAGUGUCUUCAUUGCAUUGUGCCUGGAGCAUAAUCUUCAGUACCUGCUUUAUACCUACCUGGAGCACUACAGACUGACGCCCAGAAACUGCCCCCUCCUUACCGAUCAGAACCUGCUGGGGAGUCAUCCCUGGUUUGAGAUGAUGGUAAAGACCCAGGAGAUAACCAGAGACCUGUCAGAACCAGAACCCGUGUUCCAGGCGAGUCUGACCAGCGCUCAGGUGCUGCUACCUGGCAGCCUGGCCUCUCUGAGCAGCUUACUGUUUGAGGGACACAGCCUGCUGGCACUGGCUUCCAUCAUGUUUGCUCAUGGUGGAAUUGAUAAGGUUGUGGCUCGGGGACAGAGUUCAACAUGUUUGGAGGGGACUGUUGACCCCCAGCUCCUGAAGAUGGCACUGGCCCCUCAUUACAAGCUGAGAGCCGCCCUCUUCCCAUCUGCGAAUGGCUCAUUCUCUGACAUCUUCAUUUAUCACCUUCUCCAGUCACUUCACCCUCUUGACCCAUCCAGGCUAUUUAGUUGGCAGACUGCAAACCCUCUGAACUGCACUGAAACGGCCGAACUGCCUCAUUUUUCUAGCUCUCAUCUGGUUGGCAAGUUCGCUAUAAUAGAAAACCUGGACUUUCUUUACUACAUCCAUCAUGGUCGACCAUCUUUUGCAUAUGGAAACUUUCUUAUCCAGCAGCUGGGGGUCUGCAGUGAUGUGCAGUUGCUACUCCAGAAGGUCUGGCUGCAGGUGUACAGAUUGGCUCUGAAGUGUUUCAAUAAGCCGUCUGUGACAUCGUCUGCUGUAUGUUUCUGUGAGCUGCUGGGAAUCUGCAGCCUGAAGCUGAGAGUCGACAUCAGAGCCUUGAACACCAUCCUUCAGCACUGGAACCAACUCGACAGGCUCACACCAACGCAGAAUCUGCGAACAUUAAUGUCUAAAGCAGUAAAGCUGGUGAAUGGAGAGCCGGGAGCCGCAGCAGAGCUGCUUUGUUACCUGGAGGCUGCAGUGGCAGACAGUCUGGAGCAGAGGGGGAUCAGCAGGUAAGCCUACCUACUAACAUGUUUACAAUUUA
This is a messenger RNA of Poecilia latipinna (sailfin molly), 4045 nucleotides long. Its product is annotated as spatacsin-like. Gene Ontology annotation, biological process: axonogenesis; synaptic vesicle transport; chemical synaptic transmission. Lineage: Eukaryota; Metazoa; Chordata; Actinopteri; Cyprinodontiformes; Poeciliidae. Bases 169 to 4017 code for a protein of 1282 amino acids. The record is from RefSeq and is a predicted model, not a curated record. The transcript is spliced from 23 exons. Gene Ontology annotation, cellular component: dendrite; cytoplasm; axon. Gene Ontology annotation, molecular function: protein binding.